AGGGUCGGUUGUUCGUUUAAGGUUUUCGCUGAUGUGACGAAUGACUAUUGCUUCAGAAUCAGUGAAGGAUUCUUUAGGAUUGGGAUCAUGAAUGCCAUAAAAUAUCAGAUUGUUUCGGCGCGAGUGGUUUUCGCUGUCGUCUAUACGGGAUUCAGGGUCAUGAUACCGGCGGGUUAUUGUAGCGCUUAAAGUUUUGAGGUCAUCUAAUUCAGUGCGCAUGCUUGAGAGCCGAUUGUAAUGCGAUUCAAGGUCAGUCAAACGCUUGCAUAUGUCAGCCAAUGUUACGUCCGUAGAUAGCAGGUGAUCUUUAACAGUCUGAAGUUCAGAGAUUAGUUUGGUUUGGCCUGCGGACACAAUUAUUAGUUCAGCGAGCACAGAAUCUAGCGUGGGUCCCGGGUUAGCUUCAAUAUCCCCUGCCAAAAGUAUUAAAGAACGGACCACUUGCAAACAUUCGACAAUAAUAACAACGCAGCACUGCGGGCUCGGCAGCUGUACUAAGAAGUAAUUGCUUGAUUUUUUACAAAGCAGAACCUGCGAGUUACCAACCUGCAUGGUAAAGAUGAACGGAUUAGUAGACCGUGCUUUCACACAGCUACCGAGCCCACAGAGCGGCGCAGACGGGUGGCACUCUCUUAUAGCGGCUGAGGUUGACGUUUGUUUCGUUGUGAUUGGCCAGGCUGGAUUGAAGAUUGCGACAUCUGGUGGCGGGACAGUAACGCGCAGAUUGGUCAGUGGAUAGCGCCAGUUGUGACAGCCAUCUUCGAAGUAGUUGGGGGCCGGAUUCGGUGCAGGUACGGCGUAGGCAGGCAGGAGAGCGACCAGGAGCGUGCUGGUGAUGGCGGCGACGUUCUACUUCAACCGCAUUCGAGUCCCUGCUUCUGUGGACGAGUGUUUGCGAUCGAAGCCAGAAGAAAACCCGGUUGGAAGGAGCGCCCAACGAUCGGCUGAACCAACUCGAGAGCCGCUGCUUCCAUUACCUUGAGCCGUCUACCUUUGCCGUCCCCACCGCCGUGAACCAGCAAGAUGACAGGGCUGGCAAUGAUCGCGGCUGCGAUGACUGCAGCGGUGCUCAGCUCCGUCCACUGCGCAAGCAUCACAGAGGGCCCGGAGUUUGCCGGCGGGGAGCAAGUCGCAGAGCUCAAGACGCGGCUUUCCGCCUCGAGCGGCGUCCUGAACAUCGGGGAGAGAAACUGGAAGGACGAGAAUGGCUGGGGGAGAAGCACGCACAAGUCGUAUGACCACGCCGUCGAGAUCACCACGCACACGUACAAGCAAAUCGGCUCGCUCUCCGGAUGGAUCAUCGCUGUCGCCGUCAUCGUUCCCCUUGCUGUGCUGAUCGGAAUCGUCGUGCUCUGCGUAUGCGUCUGCAGAGUCUGCGCGGCGCAAAAGGGAGGCACCCCGCACGUUUAUCAGGCAGGACCACCGCCUUACCCAGUUAGCCCCGGAACGGAAGCGGGACAAAAGCUUUGAGCCCUUGCACGGAUCUUCGCCCGUGGAAGCCACAAGCCUCCGCUUGGGAAGACUUCUCAAAUAUUUGGAAACGCUGCUCACAGCCUGUUGAUUUCUUGCUGAGUGCAGGGCCGGUAUGAUGUACCGAUUCCUUUCACGCGAUUCUAUUCCUUUGCUACAGUACGCCACUCACGCGCGGGUGAUCGCGGGAAUAAUGUACGUGCGCCGUACACGGCCUCAGAGAUUGCGAUCUCGCGCAUAGCGCGCGCGCUAUCUCGGAGGCGACGAUGCGGUGCGCCACCAAGACCGCUGGUGAAACGCGGAAAGGAACGGCGUAGGAAUGGAAUCGCUACAUUACCCCGGCCCAGGAUUCGUAUAGGGGUUAUUCGCUGACGUCAUGGCAUACCGAACAAAGCUAUGCAGAAACAAAGUUCCGCCAUCUUGCCUGCUUUCUUUGUUUUGCUGAAAAGACGAUAUCAUCCUCGCCUGUCUGCUUGAAGGAGCAAGAACGGCGGAAUUAUACAAUAAGGUAGAAUUCGGCUUUGCCCGCAGUGGCGCUUCCGCCUGAUGCAGCAUUUGAUGUUUGCAGGGUUUGGGAUCGAAUGAGCAACUAAUCGAGCUCCCUUGUCUUUCUGUCACCCGAGUUGAAAGGAGAAAAAAUGAGUAUAUAAUCGUAUGAAAUAAACUCUGAACGUGCUGUUUUUUGACGCACCGACAUAUCGGUUAAGUGCACAGCGGGCGUUUCGAAUAAAGGUUGUUUAGAUAAGGCUGCUGAAGGCUUAUGCAAUGAAACAGCCGCGUGUUUCCAUGCGCAGACAACGUGUGUUCGGAUGGAUAGAUGUUAUGAGCGUCCCCUUUGGAACGGGGCGGUGGGUUGCGCCACCAAGCUCUUGCUACUAUACUGCCUAAUAUUAUACCUAGGUUAAACAAUGAAAAAAGAAAAAAAACACUAUGAACUACCACGCCCAAAUUUUCUGAUCCCCUAUUGCGAGCUGUGCUUUUGUACGUCUCCGUCUUUUGUCGUUUCCCUACUUUUCUUGCACCAAUGCUCCAGUCGCCUCUUACUAAUGUCUAUUGCGGACAUGUUUGCUUUACCACUGCUCCCUCUGAACCCAAGGGCUUCAAGGAGGCCAGUGGUGCCUAAAUCGACCGCUGGGUAGGCCGCUGGUAUAACGAAGCCGUGCGCGCCCUAUCGGAGUCGUGGUGAUAGUUGAACUUGAAGUACGUCGUGUCUAUCGCGUACUCUGUGUAAUAAGGACGCGUAUGGGUUAUUGCCGUGGCUUGUGGAUCUAUUGUUCAUGGUUUUUGUAUCAGCCGCAUACCAUCGUUGCACGUAGGAAGGACUGCGACACGCAUGCUUGUAAGCAGGCAGAUUUACGCUGGCUGCUAAUUAUAUUCUCGUUCGCAUGUUCAUCACCGCAUUUCUUCCUCUCUCUCUCUCUUUUGACUUUCAGAUGUUCGAGUGUUUAUGAAGGCCAAAAAUAUUUGUUGAUUGAAGGCGAGAGGAGGAGUGAGCAGAUUGAUUAACCGUAAUAACGCUAAGCUUCCUACCCCAUAAUGUGGGAUUGGGGCGAUGCAUCCUAAAGACAAGCCAGAACAAAACUAACGCUCCUCACACAAGACAUACCGCCGAACAAAGGGAGCAGACGUUCCAGUGCGAUGCCAAGGUCUUUCCCUUUACAAACUACUUGCACAAACUGCAGUGGACACGAUCUUCCCCGCGUAAUACGAGGAGUGUUUGCCAUGGCAUAUCAUGUUUUUUGUGCGCUUGCACGCACUUUGCCGCCACGAUAGAUAUUUUCGAAUCUCAAACCUUAAUCGGCGGCUCCAUUAGAAAGUAUCAUGUCCUUGUAUACCGCGUCGCACUAUUGUAAUGCUUUGCGCUCAACGAAAGUACUCUUAGCCUUUUUUUGAGACUGGCCUCAACCAGACAUGCUUGGCUACUUGUUACUGCGUAUUCUGUGUACUCUGCCAAAAGGGAAGGGAAGCGCAGUCGAGGAAGGCUGAAAAUUAGGUGGGUUGGUGAAAUGAGGAAAUUUGCAGGCGCAAGUUGGAAUCAGCUAGCGCAAAAGAAGACAAAUUGGAGAUCACCGGUAGAGGCCUUCGUCCUGCAGUGGAGAAAAUAGACUGAUGAUGAUGAUGAUGAUGAUGAUGAUGAUGAUGAUGAUGAUGAUGAUGAUGAUGAUUGAGUGCAUGUGUAAGUGCGUACAAUAGAUGUGUCAUUUUAUAUGUCACCCUCUUCAUGUGCAGUAUAGCACGCUAGGCGUAUGGUCAGGCAAGCAUUCCAGCAUUCAUUAAAGAAUGUCUCACUCAUCUCUUGUUUUUGUGUUUCUCAAGAGCUACAGCGCUCAUUCUUGGCCUUUCCCCGAAGGACAAGGUCUGGCAGGAUGAGGCUCGGUCUGGCCGCUCGGGGGACGUGUAAACUGUGUCGCUGAAAUGGAGAGGGAGGGGGGAGGUGACGCAAAUUGCCUCCUCUGUAGCCAUCAUGUCCGAAUACAGGAUGCAGCAUCCCGUUAACUUUUGCGGAAGCUUACAAAAACAUGGCUGAGCUCUCUGUCUUUCCGUCUAUUCCUGAUUCCUCCU
Molecule: messenger RNA, 4032 nt
Organism: Dermacentor albipictus
Lineage: Eukaryota; Metazoa; Arthropoda; Arachnida; Ixodida; Ixodidae
Source: RefSeq, a predicted model, not a curated record